This is a messenger RNA of Diospyros lotus (date-plum), 3316 nucleotides long. RefSeq names its product serine/threonine receptor-like kinase NFP. Bases 1359 to 3218 code for a protein of 619 amino acids. Gene Ontology annotation, biological process: protein phosphorylation. The transcript is spliced from 2 exons. Gene Ontology annotation, molecular function: protein kinase activity; ATP binding. Lineage: Eukaryota; Viridiplantae; Streptophyta; Magnoliopsida; Ericales; Ebenaceae. The record is from RefSeq and is a predicted model, not a curated record.
AAAAAGAGAUAAUCUUCAGUUAGAAGUGAUGCUAUUUGAAAGAGCUUACAAUUGCUGUGAGGCAUCAUUGCGUUUGUUUAGAGUUGCUGGAGUCACUUGGCAAAUUCAAGAAUGAAAAUGAGAAGGUAAAAAGGGAGGACAGAUCUUGAGAAAGAGAAAUAUGCAUGAUAAUCAUGAUUUCUUGUGAGAAUUAUAUUUGCAGACUUUGCUGAGAAAGAUCUUGCAAAACUCGUUGUAGCUUGAAAUCCAAAGACAUGGUUGAAUAAAAACUUGAAUUUUCAUGUGUAUAAACUGCAUAGAAGAUUCAAUCUGUGGGAGUGAGGUGUGCAAAACAUUAGAAUACCUUUUUCCUUGUCUAUUAUACACAUAAAACUAGUUUUACGAGUUUCAUCUUUCUCAAUUGAUGAAUAUUAAGAAAGCCGCAUCAUCUUGCAUGAAAAUUCUGUAAAAAGAUAGACUGGGUGUCGAACCCUUGAUAUCAUUAAGGAGGGUAUUACAAGGUGUGAAAAAUCAAAAUUAUUCAAGACUGUAAUAGUUGAACAUGUCUAGCUGAUAGUGAUAUGAUUUAAUAUGUUUCAUUGAUAUUUCAAAUAGUUCAAUUAUUUAUCUUUAGUUUGAUGGUCUAUUACAUUAUAUGGGGAUUGCACUUGUCAAAAAAUAAUAAGUGCCCGAUACAAUUAACCAUUGCUCAUUGAUUAAAAAAAAAAAAAGAAUACAAAAAGAAGAAAAUAUAAAGAAUGUGUCAAUGUGAAUGCUCCUUUUAAGGAAUCCGGUGCAAAGACGUUAUAUAAUCUAUGUUACAAGAUGACGGUGUCAUUCUACCAUACAUGUUUUUAGUUCCAUCCUCAAAACUUUAUAUUAACAAUGUAGCAUACGAAUAAAAAAUUUAUAUAAAAUUUGUAUGAUAAUAAUGCAGGUUAUUAAUGAUUAUGUGUUGAGUAAAAUAUUUGUCAAAGUGACUUAUAAUUAAAAAAGUAUAUCAAUCCCUAGCACAAGAAAUUUGGUGAUUUUUUGAUAAAGUUAAAAUAGGGUUUAUCUUCCGAAUUGCCAUGUAUUCAGAUUUGAAUACAUGCUAGCAUGUUAUUGAAUUGUGGCAUUUCAAUUGUUCCCCAAGUGAAAUCAUCCAUAUUGUUGCUUUGACUUAACCUUGGCAAACAAUAAAGUUCAGACAAAAUUUGGCUAGACUUUUGAUGGCUGUAUAUAAUAUAGAUGACUGGAAAUUCUAGUUUGGCCCCUCUUUGAUAAUAGAAUACGUCUCUCAAUCCAUCCUGGCUAACAUGGGAAGAACAGAGGCAUCCUGACCAUAAUCCUUCCACAAAAUAGUUAUACUUCUCCAUUGUCGAAAAAACAGAGCAAACAUGGGGAUCAGACACACUUACUUCUCUUCCCUGCUACUGUUCCUCAUCUUCCACCCUCAUCAUAAUCACCAUUCACGAGCUCAGCAAGCUCCAAACACCACAGGCUUCACCUGCACAGCCAACCAAAACCAGAACCAGUCCACUUAUCCUUGCCAAACUUAUGCUUUCUACCGAGCCGCGGCUCCUGAUUUCCUUGACUUAGCCUCUAUAGCCGACCUCUUCUCGGUGAGCCGCCGGAUGAUCUCUAUCCCCAGCAACAUCUCCUCUCCGGCCGCCCCUCUCCACCCCAACCAGCCGCUCUUUGUUCCAUUGACAUGUUCCUGCAACUCCAUUAACAACAGCCUCAGCCUCUCCUAUGCCAAUCUCACUUAUACUAUCAACAAAGGUGACACCUUUUACUAUGUCUCCACCAGCCACUUCCAAAACCUCACCACCUUUCAAUCUGCGGAGAUUGUCAACUCAAAUGUCUCCCCAGAUCUCCUCCAGAUCGGCCAAACCGUCAUUUUUCCAGUCUUUUGCAGGUGUCCCAGCACUACCCAGUUGCAGAAACAAGCCUAUUUUCUUGUCAGCUAUGUGUUCCAGCCUUCUGAUAACUUGUCUUCUAUAGCUUCAAGGUUUGGUUCAACAACAGAGUCUAUAGUUGAUGUCAAUGGGGAUAGUGUCCGGCCUUUCGAUACAAUCUUUAUUCCUGUUUCAAGGCCUCCCCAGCUAAAACAGCCCACUGUUGGUGCUGCAUCAUCUGGGAAGAAUGACCAGAAAGGUGUCAUCAUAGGAUUGGCAAUUGGGUUGGGAAUUUGUGGGACCUUUCUGGUUUUGGCCAUUGGCUUGUGGGGUUACAGAGAAAACUUGUUGAAGAAGAGGAAGAUAAUGGACAGAGAUGAAGAGUGCCGGCAAAUGGGUAGGGAAAAAAAGGUGGUCUUGUCAAUGGAGGUGGAGAAGGUGAAGGUGAAUCUGAUGGCUGAUGUAUCAGACUGCUUGGAUAAGUACAGGGUGUAUAGAAUUGAAGAACUGAGAGGAGCAACCGAUGGGUUUGAUCAAAGAUGGGUGAUUCAGGGGUCUGUCUACAAAGGCUGCAUUGAUGGGGGCGUAUAUGCAAUCAAGAAAAUGAAUUGGAAUGCUUCUGAAGAGUUGAAGAUUUUGCAAAAGGUAAACCAUGGCAACUUGGUGAAGCUAGAAGGAUUCUGCAUCGACCCCGAAGAAGAAGCGAAGUGCUACGUCGUCUACGAGUUCGUCGAAAACGGAUCGCUCCAUUCAUGGCUGCACGAACGCAAGGGCGCCGGGCUAAGCUGGAAAACCAGGCUGAGAAUCGCCGUCGACGUAGCUAACGGACUACAGUACAUCCACGAGCACACGCGGCCACAAGUCGUCCACAAAGACAUCAAGACCUGCAACAUCCUCCUGGACGCCACCAUGCGAGCCAAGAUCGCCAACUUCGGCCUCGCGAAGUCUGGCUGCAACGCCGCCACCGCUAGCAUCGUCGGAACCCAGGGCUACAGCGCGCCGGAGUACCUCGCCGGCGGGGAGGUCUCGGCGAAGACGGACGUUUUCGCCUUCGGGGUGGUCCUGCUGGAGCUGGUUUCGGGGCGGGAGGCGGCGGACGGCGGCUGGGGGGAGCUGCUGUGGAGGAGCGUGGAAGGGGUGUUGGAUGGAGAGGAGGAGGGGAAGGAGGAGAGAGUCAGGGGUUGGAUGGAUGGUUUUCUUCUUGAAGAUGAUGAUUGCUCAGUGGAGAGUGUUUUGAAUGUUAUGGCCGUUGCCGUCGCUUGCCUGCACAGGGAUCCUUCCCGGCGACCGAGCAUGGCGGGCAUUGUUUAUGCUCUCUGCAAGUGCGGCGAUUUGGUCUUUGAUGCCCUGCGAGUAUAGAAUUUAGAAUUUUUGUCUUUUUCUUCUUCAAAUUCCAGGUGUUCGUUAAUAAUGUAAAAUAUGUUAAUAAUUGUGGGUGAUAAUUUUUACAAAUGAUA